Messenger RNA from Xiphophorus maculatus (southern platyfish), 2232 nucleotides. It is a transcript of the gene sil1, whose product is annotated as SIL1 nucleotide exchange factor. The transcript is spliced from 11 exons. The record is from RefSeq and is a predicted model, not a curated record. Bases 313 to 1695 code for a protein of 460 amino acids. NCBI's taxonomy places the organism in Eukaryota, Metazoa, Chordata, Actinopteri, Cyprinodontiformes, Poeciliidae.
CACUGGAAUCAUUCCGGCGAAUGUGAGACAGCUGUGUUGAUGUUUACGUGGUGACAGGUGGAUGAUACACGACUCUGUUCAGCAGGUGAGUUCAGAGUAACGUCUGCGUCACAUUUCCCUAGUCGGUGUUCGAGAAAGCUGCUCGCGAGGCCAGCCUGGGUAGGAAACCACCGUGGAGCCUCGAGUCUUUCCAGGUUGGUCCAGCAUGAGGAGCUGAAAGCUGAACUAACUCCACUGUCAGCUUUCUGCCCACAUUAAAACAACGUGGGAACAGUCCGACGUGUUUCACGUGUCUCUCGGCUCACUGUCCUGAUGUUUCCUGUUCCAGUCAUUAUGAGGCUGAUUUUCUGUUACUUUGGAGGAGCUACUCUCAGCUGCUUGUUCCUGGUUCUGCUGCAGCUGCACUGCUCUCUCAGCCAGAAGUCUGAAGGUGCCUUAACCGUGGUGGAGAACACUGAAGGAGGACGGGGUGUUGAUGAAGAGGAGGUGGUGACGGUUGAUAAUGAUGAUGAUGAUGAUGAUGGAGUUUUUGAGGUUGUUCAGCCUAAUGAACAGUGGCAAACACUGAAACCAGACCAGGCCGUCCCAGCAGGCUCCCAUGUGAGGCUGAACCUGCAAACCGGUGAGAGGGAGGUCAGGCUGGGGGAGGAACAGCUCAAGUACUGGACCCAGCAGCACAGGGAAGAGGAAAAGAGCCGGUCCUCCAUUGAUCCCGAUGAGCUGAAACGUGCCAUGAAGAAGCUCAAGGAGGACCAGAGCAGUCAGGACUCGGCGCCAUCCAGGUUCCGGCCGCUGGACGAGUUAAAGAAGGAGAUGGCUGACCUGGACCUGCUGGUAGAGACGGAUGUCCAGAUCAUGAGGCGCCUGUUGGAUCAGUUCAACAGCAGCAACUCCACUAUGGAGCAGAGGCUGAGCAUCCUGCAGGAGCUGGAGUACCUGGUGCAUCAGGUGGAUAAUGCUCAAACCCUGUGUGUGAUGGGGGGCCUGAGCUUCAUCCUGCAGGGUCUGAACAGCUCUGAUGUCCGAUUCCAGGAGAACUCUGCGCUGGUCCUGGGCUCCGCUGUGGCCAGUAACCCGGUGGUCCAGGUCCAAGCAGUGGAGGGGGGGGCUCUGCAGACCCUUUUAACAACGCUGGCCACCACUCAGCCGCUCAACGUCAAGAAGAAGGUCCUGUUUGCUCUGGCUUGCCUCCUGCGUCACUUCCCCUACGCACAGCGCCACUUCCUGUCCCACGGCGGGCUGCAGAUUCUAUCGGAGCUCUUUAGGGCAGACGCUGGAGGAAUCCUGCGAACACGAAUAGUCACCAUGCUGUACGACAUGAUCAGCGAGAAGGAGCUGAUCUCCCAGGCCGGCCUGGACCCGGUCCAGGACCCGGCCCAUGCCGAGCGGCUGCGUCAGUACUCCCAGGUGUCCCUGCAGGAGGAGCUGAUGGAGGAGGGCUGGUGCUCUCUGGUGCCACAGCUGCUCCAGUCUACUGAGCAUGACUACAGGGAGAAGGCUCUGCGGGCGCUGUUGGCCAUGACUCCUGUGUGUCUGGAUCAGUACCGCUCAGACGGUGCUCUUCUGGGUUCUCUGCUCACCCUCAGACUGCAGUACUCAGAACUGAUCCAGUCAGAAAUGAUCCUAGGAGAAGAGACCAGCUACUUCACAGAGAUGGUGGAGCUUAUAGACUCUCUGCAGGUCAAAGUGAAAUGACCAGCACUUCCUGCUGAGAGGAAAGUAAACAGUAAACAACCAGUCCUGGAGUCUAACAUCCUUAACAGGUUUUUAAACAUGAUCUGUGGAUGCAGAUCGAAGAGGAAAUGUUCCUGUCUGGGAUGCAUUCUGUAUGGCAGUGUAAAAUGGUCCAGUUCAUACAUUUUAGACCCAGCAGGAGCUCAAUCCUAUGAGUCUGCUGCUGUAAUCAGACAGAGCUCCUGUUCCAACAUGUGUCCUGGCUGAUGAGGAUCUAAACAGACCGGUCCAACCAUGACAUUAGAACCUCAGUUACCUGCUUUGUAUCCGUUGGUCCCAGGUGUUGCUGGGCCACCCAGACGUACCAGAGCAUCCAUCCAUCUUCCUCCACCAAGACCAAGAGGUUCUACCUCAAGUUUCUCUCUGGAUGGUGAUAUUGCACUCUGAAAUCUGUUUCAGAACCAAAAAAUAAUGAGGACUCGUCUGUUGGUAACUGAAGUGUCUUAUGGAAAAUAUUUAUUUUUAUUUAAAAAAAUAAAUAAAAAGUUUAAACACUAA